AUGAAAUUAAUUGUGGUAAAAUAUUGGUAAAAAGAUCAGCUUCUACAUUAUAUUAUUAAAAUUUUCCAUUAAGAUCAAUUUAUAUUUCUUUUCUUGUUAUUAAAUUUAAAUAAUCAUCAAUUUAAAAAAGUUGUAAAUAAUUUGAUAUAGAUAGCAAUUCUUAUGCUUAAAAAUAUAUGUAGAGGUUUUCAGGAUAGUCAACAUUAAUAAAUCUUAAGAAUGAUUGAUAUUACAAUAGAUUUAAGGUUUCAACAACAAAAGAACUUUCACCAGAAACUAAAGAAAUAACACAAAUUAAUAUUGCUCCAAUCAUGA
Messenger RNA from Paramecium octaurelia, 315 nucleotides. NCBI's taxonomy places the organism in Eukaryota, Ciliophora, Oligohymenophorea, Peniculida, Parameciidae. The record is from the annotation of a GenBank genome assembly.